CAUAGAAAGAUCUAGAAACAAGAAGGAGAAGACAAUCCAAUGAAAUCCUGAAACAGCAAUCGUGGCUAUAACCAAGUCUCCACGAUGCAUAUAGCGUGGCAAGCCUUGAUGAGGCAGAGACUUGACAAAAGGAGCCAAGUAUACUUGGUUGAAUUCUAGCACAUCUCUAACAUUUUCCUGCGCCACGUCAAUUGAUCUUGUAUUUCACCACAGGGGUAGUAAGGAUGCUUUGUGACCAGUCUAAGAAUUUACUCAAAGAGAGAUGCCUACGCCGCCACGUCUGAUGAAUUGGAUCUAUCCUUGUACUGUACCGUGCAAAUAUGUCAAGGCAGUGAAGUCCAUAUUUCGGAGCUUAGCCGGGUCCUCAGUCGUGCCUUGUCCGUGCUAUAUAGUUCUCGAGGCCUGCUCACAACCUCUCCACAGCAGUUGGAUCAUUGGUUUCAUCACCCCAGCCCUGAUCAGCCGCUCCCAUAAGAUCAUAAAAUCAGCUCUCCAACCCAAUAGGCAGACUCCAGGCACUCGUGAUUACCACAGAUGCUCGAUUCGCAGCUCAUUUUUCUACCGCAGCUCCGGGAACGACUGGCAUAGCACACAGAGAGCUCCAGCGGCAGUUCCGACAACCAUAGCGGACAGUGAAAUACUUUACCUGAAAACAUGCCCCUUAUUCAGACAGUACAUUUAUCAGACCAUAACCUAUAUCGCAGGCUGCUCUACACAGCCACAGCAGAAGCUACAACAGUCUACAACCACAUAGACUCACGCUGGACCGUCGGUGAGGCCUGCGGACUGAGUGUCAUUAAUGUACAGUCGGAAUUUUUAUUCAUUUUAAGGUGAGAGAUCUGUUCAACUCG
Aspergillus japonicus CBS 114.51 is the source of this 851-nucleotide messenger RNA. RefSeq lists its product as uncharacterized. The transcript has 2 exons. The record is from RefSeq and is a predicted model, not a curated record. Bases 263 to 754 code for a protein of 163 amino acids. NCBI's taxonomy places the organism in Eukaryota, Fungi, Ascomycota, Eurotiomycetes, Eurotiales, Aspergillaceae.